This is a messenger RNA of Pseudovirgaria hyperparasitica, 1752 nucleotides long. RefSeq lists its product as uncharacterized. The transcript has 7 exons. The record is from RefSeq and is a predicted model, not a curated record. NCBI's taxonomy places the organism in Eukaryota, Fungi, Ascomycota, Dothideomycetes, Acrospermales, Acrospermaceae. Bases 215 to 1597 code for a protein of 460 amino acids.
UCUCGAGACAUUCGACCAAUGGCCUAAACACUAUUCUGCCACUUUGUUUGCGUACAAUCCUGAAGGCCGACAAGUAUGCUGCGACGUAUGAGUGAACAGGGUCUCGAGAUCCCAAACCUUAUAUUCAUAACUCUCUUUGAUAUAGCCCGGAUGCUCCCUUGUCAUCCUGCAGAUACUCCUCCGUCUGUCCGCAUACCCUGCAGAUACCUACACGAUGAUGAUAAGUAGGACUCUACCCUUGUUCAUAAUUACUGCUGUAUGUGCAGUCGCCGCAUUCUUUUCAGUUGCCUUGCGAUGCUACACACGUAUCCGGAUCGUGAAACUCUUUGGAUGGGAUGAUUGGUUGAUGGUAUUUGCCAGUGCUUUCUUUACAUGGACGGUCGUCGAUAUUUUCCGUAAUCCAUUCUAUGCUGUUGGUGGCAGUGCGCAUAUGUCGGAUCACUCUACAGAGGAUGCUCGACUAGGAUACCAUCUGUGGUGGAUGAACUAUAUGGCGUACGGUAUAACUAUGACGUUGGCCCGUCUAUCAGUCGCGCUCUUCUUCCUACGCAUCACUGUUUGGCGUUGGCAUCACUGGAUGAUUUACCUCAACAUAUUCGGCAAUGUGACCUCGGGUUUGGUCUACCUUGGUGUCGUCAUCUUUCAAUGUACACCGGUGAAUCAUUUCUGGAAUAAGGUCGAUCCAACAGCCAAAGGUCGUUGCAUUCCCAUCGAUAUCUUCAUCGACCUUGGCUAUCUCUAUGGCUCUGUCAGCGCUUUUUGUGAUCUCGUCCUUGUCGCCUUGCCACUUCAUCUCGUCUGGAACCUGGAAGUCUCGAGACAAACAAAGCUGGCCACUGCACCUUUACUGAGUAUGGCCGGACUUUGUGGCUGUUGCCCCUUGGCCCGCAUGGCAUAUCUUCAAAAGUUUCAUGAUCCCGACUUUUUCUUCGCAACUGUCGAUAUUGCUAUAUGGUCUACCUUUGAGCCCGGUAUUGCAAUCGCAGCAGCCAGUGCAGCCACCUGUAGACCUCUCCUCAAAUCCCUCCUCUUGAAACUCGGUUUCAAGAGUGAACCUGGUUCUGUAAAGCGCAAAGGCUUCGUAGGAUCACUGCAUUCCAUCGUCCUCAAGCUCGCGUUCGAUGACGCGUCACUAAUACGAGAUACACUCGCUUCACAGGAGCAUCUGCACCAGGUGGACACCGAAAGAGGCGACAUAAUGAUGGCUCUGCGACCUGGAACUCCUUCAACCAUGAACGACAAGCGGACUCACGAGUCGGAUUCGGUGCGCGGGAUUCCUCGCGCCGCAAUCAGCAUCCAAGAAGACUUCGCGAUCAACGGGAAGGAGCACACGAUUGAUAUCAUCGCAGCGUCACGAUCCUCAUCAGCGACUGGGAAAUCCUAUCCUCUGCAUCCUGAGCUCCAAACCUAUCUCCAUUCUGUCCGAUCCUGGGGCGGAAAUUCUCGUUCGCUCACACCGACCGAGAGUCUUCCGGAGACACCGGAGCCACCUAGUCAUGAAAUCCCAGAUGCAAGUCUCAAUGCACUGCCUCCUAUUCAUCAUCCCUGGAGCCCAGUGCGAGGGAAAGCCUCGAUACCACCGUGUCUGCCGCGCUGACGGUCGAUUGAGUAACAUCAUCAACAAUAUAGCAGUGCGAACUCGCAUGCACAAGCUUACUAAUUACGAGUCAACGCGAGGCAGUGUUAAUGAGGUAAAGCUGACGCCCAACGAACCCGAAACCGAAGGAUCCUUGGAUGCGAUCGACACCGUUA